Botrytis deweyae is the source of this 306-nucleotide messenger RNA. RefSeq lists its product as uncharacterized. The transcript has a single exon. Bases 1 to 306 code for a protein of 101 amino acids. NCBI's taxonomy places the organism in Eukaryota, Fungi, Ascomycota, Leotiomycetes, Helotiales, Sclerotiniaceae. The record is from RefSeq and is a predicted model, not a curated record.
AUGACUCAAGUGAGCAAGCGACAUCGACGAUUGGAAAAUCGAUUGGCCGACAAUGCACCAUGGCCUUACUUCAUCCACACUAACCCAACUACCGGUCUUCACACGGCCACGAAACAUCGUCAUUCGAAUCCGAUGCUCCUGAACUUCAAUCUUGUUACCGUUUAUAUCACGUCCUAUGGAGGUAGGGGGGCAAGUAAUAUGGAUGGUCCCAAUCUUACACAUCCAUCCAUCCAUCCAUCCAUCCAGUGCGCCAUCCUCGAUGACUCCCUUUACAUCGACGUUGAAUCUCUGGGUGAUGAAGAGUAG